GGCAGUCAGCUUUCGAAUGACAAGCGCAUUCAGGAAGGCGAUGACUCGAUCAAUGCUGAAUCGUCCUCCAAAGUACCUGAAGAAGGUGGUGUGCUAAAAAAGAAGAAAAAGAAGUUAGGAGGAUCGGAUAAGGUUCGCGAAAAGAAGAGGAUAGCUGCUGAACAGGCUCGUAAUGAAGCAAUCCUGAAUCAGAGAGGGAACGAAGACCUCAUUACGGGACUGACUACUGACAUUUUGCAAAAGCUCUAUUGGUUCUUACAACUAGUGCUCGAAGGAGUCCCGAUGGGCUGUCCCGGUCAUAAAGGAUUUGGCGUUCGGGCACUGCGAGAGAUUCCAAAAGGAGUGUUCAUUUGUGAAUAUGCUGGAGAAGUUUUGAAUAAAGACGAAGUCGAACGGAGAGCAGUUUCCACUCAUGAUCAUAACUAUACUUUAACUAUCAGAGAACAUGGAGAAGAGGGUAUUGUGACGACCUUCUUUGAUCCGCGACAUCGAGGCAACUUGGCUCGCUUCAUUAAUCACGCUUGUGAACCCAAUCUUUCUAUAGUGAUUGUACGAAUUGGUUAUACUGUGCCGCACGUGGGGUUGUUUUCAAACAGGGUAAUCCAAGCAGGAGAAGAAAUUUGCUAUGAUUAUGGUACAUCGGCGUUGUCGCUAGAAAGCGGAAAAGAAUGUCUCUGCGGAUUUCCAUCAUGUAGAAAAGUUUCUGCCAAUAGAAUCCCGACGAAGAAUCGAAAGAAACUGAAAUCAGUUGAUCCAUUCAACAAGAAGGCACCGGCUCUGAAGGCGGAGGCAAUGAGCGAAGUAAGGAGGAGGCAGUCCAACGACAAAAAGGAACUGAAGAGGCGGAAACAGCGUAAAAGCAAAGUUCUGGCAGAAGCAGAGAAGAUCGGUAUUCGGAAAGGUCGUUUCGAAACUAUUCCACACUUUGUGCGUCGCGUCGAACGAAUGACCUACGCUGCCGUAAAGGAUCACGAAAUGUUGGUCAAGCAAGGCUUGGCAGGACGAGAUGAAUCAGAAAUCGCGGCUGAUUUCAAGCUGUUGGAAGAAAAGGAGAAAAGAAGAAAAGAGCAAAAGAAAAACGAGAUUCAAAACAAGAUAAAAGCGGCUCGAGAGAAACGAGAACGUGAGGCUAAAAUAAAAGAGGAAAGACUAAAAGAGAAAGAAGAGAGGAAAACUAAACGAAAAGCAGAAGCUCUCGGAGAUCAGGAUAUGGUUGAAGUAACACUGGAGAAAGAUGAAGAAGGCGAUGACUCGAUCAAUGCUGAAUCGUCUCAAGUAACUGAAGAAGGUGGUGUGCUAAAAAAGAAGAAAAAGAAGUUAGGAGGAUCGGAUAAGGUUCGCGAAAAGAAGAGGAUAGCUGCUGAACAGGCUCGUAAUGAAGCAAUCCUGAAUCAGAGAGAAGUGAUCGCAUUUGGUGAACGGUACGAUGCACCGCCAGAAUUUAAAGGCGCAAUGAAGAAGGAAAUGAAUCCUCUUAUGGCUAAGGCCGGUGCCAAAAAGCUGCUUCUACACUCGCUUCUACAGCAGAAUUCAAGCAGUUCGAAAACGAAGUAUUUGGAAGAUGACAAACGAGAAAAGCCCGGAGAAUUGGAUCGUCUGCGGGUCAUUGAAGCGUAUCGAGAAAUGAAACGGAAAAGAAGAAUGCCGAUGGAAUGA
Messenger RNA from Cooperia oncophora, 1656 nucleotides. The record is from the annotation of a GenBank genome assembly. Lineage: Eukaryota; Metazoa; Nematoda; Chromadorea; Rhabditida; Trichostrongylidae.